UUUCCCACGUCAAGAAGAAGACAACGCAUUCCCCGUCGUUCAGAUCUGAGUCGUCUUCGCGUUUCUUGCACCAUUUUAUCGUAAAAUUCUGCGAAAAUAGUGAUGUUCCACGGUAAUUCGCGAUCUGUGUCAUAGACUGUCGUAGAUUAGCCUUGCACCGCGUUGAGGAUAGCAUUCUGUUCGUGGGAAAGUGAGUCUGAUUGUCGCGGAAGAUUCGCGUGCAAAAGGAAGUGAGACGUCGUGGAAUUUGCAGUGCAGGCGUUUUUGUUGGUGAUCCAGUGACGUCAGGACCGUUGAAAUCCACUUAUCUCUCGCAGACCGAGCUGCAAUUAUCAUCGUUGAGACGCGCUUUGUCCCAGUGGAUCGACAAUUUGCGUGUUUGUAUUGCAAGUAUAAGGAUAAAAUGCAUACAUAAGAAAGGAUAAGUCACCAACACGAUGGCAUCAAUGCAGCCGAAUGCUCCUCAGUCGAAUCAGAAUACAUAUUUUCCAAUGAACGGUUCAAUGUCUCAACAACAAAUUCCGCAACAGCAGCAAUUGCAUUCACAACAACAGGUGCAACAGCCCCAACAGCGGUUCCAGCCACCACUGCAAAAUCCGUCGUUGAACAAAUAUUUACCACCAAAUGUACAAAAUGUUCAACAUGAACAGCCGAAUACCGCAUUAGCCGGACAAAAUGCACCACUUAAUCCUGCCUACUUACAGAAAUCACCUUUACAUUAUCAAAAGAAUGCUCUUAUGAACGGUGGCAGUACGCAUUCGUCACGAACUGCUUCACCUUCAUUAAAUUACAGUGAAAAUAUUGCUUCGUCGUCUGCUUCAUCGAGUCCGAAUCCUGGAAAGCUUCCAAGCAGCAGUUACAUGGCUCCACCUCCAUUGGCGAACGUAUCGAUGUCAUCACCAAUGCAACCACAGUUAAACCGAAGCAUCGGUUCGAAUUUAGGUAGUGGCCCGAACCUAGCUGGAGCAGGUUUGACACCGCGUGCUAACCCAAACUUGAAUCAUUUGAGCAAUAGCAUGCAGAAUUUGACAAUACAGCAGGGGAUUGCAUCCGGUCCACCAACGCCUUUAUCAUCUACCGCUGCACCAACUGGAAUGAAUACAAAUCAAACACUUCCUCGAACACUUGGAUACAGUCAUCCCCCAACGAGUGCUUUGGGAAGUCAAGGAACAGCAGCGGCGCAACGUUUUGCACCUGGUUCUAUGGCCUAUACUUCUCCAGUAACGUCGACUGCUACAACACCGGCGUCUGUGCCGCAAUUACAACCAAAUAAUAUGAAUAGACUGAAUAGCGCUGCACCAAUUCAACAGCAAAUAUCGCCUCAAAAUUUCUCGAACACUAGUCCGCCAGUAAAUCAAUUUUCACCCAAUGCUAACAUGUAUGGUAUAAACAACAAUCCAGCUCCGCCUCCAUUGUCCGCAUCACAGCAUCCUCUGCCGCCUUCGAUGCAAAAACCUACACCAAAUUUUGCACCACCUCCGACGUCGCAGCAGUAUCAACAACCUCCAACAAAUCAACAUUUUCAGCAGCCUCCAACGUCGCAGCAAAUUCAGCCACCUCCGACGUCACAGCAAUUCCAGCAACCUCCUACAUUACAACAAACUCAGCAACCUUCAAAUUUGAGGAAACCAAUGUAUCCUCCCUCCAAUGCUCGACCGCCUGUGUCGCAACAGCAGACUCCAGUAUAUGGAACACAACCCCAGCCACAACAACAACAACCGCAAAGUUUCUCCUCGCCAUCACAAUAUCAGUCGCAACCUCAGUCACCAGCAACUUUCAAUGGCUAUCCGAAUUCAGGUCAAUUGCAAUAUCAGGGCGUUUAUAAUCAAAUGAGUGUUGCUCAGCAAGGAUUUAGUAAACUGUGGGGACAGGAUUCCGUCGAUUUGAUGCAGCAGCGUCACAUUUUACCAACGGAACGCGUUCAACCGCCACCUAUACAGUUGAAUAAUCAAUUUUAUGAAGCUGUUAAUUGUAGUCCUGAGAUAAUGCGAUGUACAGUGAAUAAAGUACCGGAAAGUAACAAUCUAUUGCAGAAAUCUCGAUUACCGCUCGGAAUACUAAUUCAUCCGUUCAGGGAUAUGUCUAAUUUGGUUGUUAUUAAUUGCCCGACUAUAGUGCGAUGUCGACUGUGCCGAACUUACAUAAAUCCAUUUGUUCAUUUUGUUGAUAGUAAAAUGUGGAAAUGUAACUUGUGCUAUCGAAUAAACGAAUUGCCUGAAGAUUUUCAGUACGAUCCAGUUAGUAAAACAUAUGGCGAGGUAACUAGAAGACCUGAAGUACGUUCCAGUACAAUUGAGUUCAUCGCGCCUUCCGAGUAUAUGCUGCGUCCACCGCAACCAGCGAUUUAUUUAUUUUUAUUUGAUGUAUCGAUCAUUGCCCAGCAAACAGGUUAUCUUGAGGUAGUUUGUGACAUCCUUUCCAAACGGUUAGAAUCUAUGCCUGGUGAUGCUCGAACUAAAGUUGGCUUCAUUGCUUUCAACAGUGAAGUGCACUUUUAUAACAUUGCCGAAGGUUACAGUCAACCACAUGAAAUAACUUUGGUUGAUAUUGAUGACAUAUUCCUUCCGUGUCCUGAUAAUUUACUAGUUAAUGUGAAAGCAUGUAAAGAUUUAAUAAAGGAUAUAUUGAGUCAAUUGCCAACAAGGUUCGCAAGCUCGCAUGAUUCAGGAUCAGCUUUGGGUGCGGCUCUGCAAGUAGCUUUCAAACUCAUGAGUUCGCCAGGCGGACGAAUAACUGUAUUCCAAUCGUGCCUGCCUAAUAAAGGACCAGGAGCUUUACAAUCAAGAGAAGAUCCAAAUAAUCGCUCAGCCAAAGAUAUAUUACAUUUGAAUCCCGCAACAGACUUUUACAAACGUCUAGCUUUAGAUUGCUCUGGCCAGCAAAUUGCAGUUGAUUUAUUUUUACUGAAUCAACAGUACAGCGAUUUAGCAACUUUAUCUGGUAUAAGCAAAUAUAGUGGUGGAUGCAUACAUCACUUCCCAUUGUAUCAGAAAACGAAACCGCAACUAGUUGAGACAUUAAAGCGAUCUUUUGAUCGAUAUCUAACAAGAAAGAUCGGCUUUGAAGCUGUGAUGCGUGUUAGAUGCACGCGUGGAUUACAAAUUCAUACAUUCCAUGGAAACUUUUUCGUUCGUUCGACCGAUUUGCUUUCAUUGCCUAAUGUUAAUCCAGAUGCUGGCUACGGCAUGCAAAUUUCCUACGAAGAAAGUCUAACUGACAUUAAAUCCGUAUGCUUUCAAGCAGCCCUUCUCUAUACAACGAGCAGUGGCGAGCGUCGUAUACGAGUCCAUACAAUGUGUUUGCCUGUAACAGCAAGUUUAACGGAAGUCAUGUAUUCGGCCGAUGUUCAGUGUAUAGUAGGACUGUUGGCUAAAAUGGCUGUUGAUCGGUCGUUGUCCUCAAGUGUUUCGGAUGCUCGCGAUGCCUUUAUAAAUGCAACAGUAGACAUAUUCAAUGCAUUCAGAUUAGCGCAGAAUCUUCCUUCUGGAAAUAGUGGGCAACUCAUCGCUCCGAAAAAUCUGGCAUUAUUACCCUUGUAUAUAGCGGCAAUACUGAAACAUAUUGCAUUUCGGACUGGCACUAGCACACGACUGGAUGAUCGCGUUUAUGCAAUGGAUGCUAUGAAAACGCUGCCAUUAGAUCAAUUAAUGAAGUACAUUUAUCCGGAGUUCUAUCAUCUUGAUGCAUUAUUCUACAAUAACGCCAAUGAAAAUGAUGAUAGCGAUCAACAAGAUCCACCAGUGUUACAAUUGUCAGCUGAAUUUAUUGAUUCUCGUUCAUUGUUCUUGCUUGAUUGUGGAACGCUCAUAAUUAUUUACGUUGGAUUAAAUGUUCCGCCCGAUAUUUUGCAAAAUGUCCUUGGGGUACAAUCGACUGCAGAGAUAUCAGACUACUGUUAUGGUUUACCGAGUCUAAACACACCCGAAAAUGAAUCGUUACAAGCGUUCAUUGAAAGCUUGAAUGAGAAUAAACCAUACGAUCCCAUCAUUCAAAUAAUUAGGGAUACAAGCACCUGUAAAUCGCAAUUUUUCGAGAAAUUAGUAGACGAUCGUAGCGAGUCUAGUUUAUCCUAUUAUGAAUUUUUACAGCAUUUGAGGACUCAGGUUAAAUAAUAAUGAUUAACGUCUUGAAAAGUCGUUUAGGAAGGCCGAGCAUUUUAGCAACUUUAUUAAAUUAUUUAAAUUUAGUCCAAAAGGAAAACGAUGCUGAAGCGAAAAACGAAUUCAAUGAAACACAGAUGAUAAUAAACGCUAGAGAAUAAGCGAUUUACGAGUACAUACGCUGAUAUCGAUUGUUUUAAUUAAAUUUUUACUUUUCAAGUAAAACAAUAUUCAACAAGAAAGUGGUCUGUAAGUUAAGUAAGCCGAGGGUGAAAGGAUGCUAUUCAUUAGCUCAUUCAUUCUUUUCAUGCUUUACGGUCCUUCUAACUGUCCCCUGUUUUCAUCUCCGCUAGCUUAAUAGACAUCAUGAUGAUAUAUGUUAAUAAUAUGUAAGUUCUAAUUAUUCAAAGUUAAUUAUAUGCGUUUAUUAUUAUAUGUUGCGUAACAUUAUAACCGUUCAAAGAAAUUUCACUUGAAAAACACAUGGAUAUGGAGUUUUUGUUCUACUUGUCUCAUAAUACUCUGCUACCGGAAAGCGGGAGAACAUUUUACUUCUUCACUGGUGUGCAGCUUGAAUGAGGGAGUUGUCCGAAUGAAUGCUGAACUGCUAUGAGACAAAUAUGGGUUUGAAUGAUUUUAAUUGAUUGAUAUAACUUGGGUGAUAUUCUCAGAACAUAACAAAGCUCAUUAAGACGAAUAUGAGACUUGCUAAGUGCGUUUUGAACGCAGGAGCUAUCAGCUGCAACUUGGUAAAGAAAACGAACUAAAGUGAAAUGAAACAAAGGCAUGGGAAGCAAAUAAAACUGAAAGAAAACUGUAAAUGAGCUUCAAUUUGAAAUAAAUAUAAAACUAAGACAGAAGGUGACUCGCAAAAUGGCAGAUGUGUUAUUAUUUUCUUUAGAUGAUGAUAAUGAAACACGUUUUAAUUAAAUUAUGCAAAU
Molecule: messenger RNA, 5041 nt
Organism: Hermetia illucens (black soldier fly)
Lineage: Eukaryota; Metazoa; Arthropoda; Insecta; Diptera; Stratiomyidae
Gene: Sec24AB
Product: protein transport protein Sec24A
Exons: 15
Coding region: 438-4112 (1224 amino acids)
Biological process (GO): endoplasmic reticulum to Golgi vesicle-mediated transport; intracellular protein transport; COPII-coated vesicle cargo loading
Cellular component (GO): endoplasmic reticulum exit site; COPII vesicle coat
Molecular function (GO): SNARE binding; zinc ion binding
Source: RefSeq, a predicted model, not a curated record